AAAUGCUCUCCGGAGUCCUUUUUUCUAUUUUUGUACUCGCCAUAUCGGCCAACGCUAGCUGUGAUGUGUCCGCACUGACCACCGAGAAUGAGAAGGAACUCGGACUCCGGAUUUGCCAUCUUGAGGCGGAGAUGCAAGUCGUCCAAAGAGCCUUGCAGGAGGUGAUGCAGCAGACAGAUGUCACACUGUACGAUCAAGAAGUUCCGGUGAUGAACAAGCGUAAAAACGAGUUUAUCCGAUUUGGAAAACGCAGUGACGGAAUGGAAAAACGAAAGAACGAGUUCAUCCGGUUUGGAAAGAGAAAAAAUGAGUUCAUCCGAUUCGGAAGAUCCGAUAAGGGACUUGGACUCGACGACAACGACGUUUCCAUGGAGAAACGAAAGAACGAAUUCAUUCGAUUCGGGUGAUUCGCGUUCAGAGAUGGAUGUGUGCUUCUUGAUGAUUUGGGCCAAAUUGUGUUCUAUACUGAUAAUGUUUUGUUAGAUUUCUUAUUCUCCAUGCUAAUUUUUUUUCUUUUAUCUCUGCAAAACGUCAGUUAGAAUAAACUUUCAUUGUUU
Molecule: messenger RNA, 557 nt
Organism: Caenorhabditis elegans
Lineage: Eukaryota; Metazoa; Nematoda; Chromadorea; Rhabditida; Rhabditidae
Gene: flp-8
Product: FMRF-Like Peptide
Exons: 4
Coding region: 3-407 (134 amino acids)
Biological process (GO): neuropeptide signaling pathway
Cellular component (GO): extracellular region
Source: RefSeq, marked reviewed